Molecule: messenger RNA, 2615 nt
Organism: Eptesicus fuscus (big brown bat)
Lineage: Eukaryota; Metazoa; Chordata; Mammalia; Chiroptera; Vespertilionidae
Gene: PIGV
Product: phosphatidylinositol glycan anchor biosynthesis class V
Exons: 5
Coding region: 1055-2536 (493 amino acids)
Biological process (GO): GPI anchor biosynthetic process
Cellular component (GO): endoplasmic reticulum membrane; mannosyltransferase complex
Molecular function (GO): alpha-1,6-mannosyltransferase activity; GPI mannosyltransferase activity
Source: RefSeq, a predicted model, not a curated record
AGUCUCCAGGUGUCACCAGGGCGGGAAGGUGCCCGACCGAGGGCGCAGAGCGGAGGGGCUCGGCCGUCCCCGCCCCGCAGGCCCGGAGUCAUCAUGGCCGCCGCGGAGGGGGCGGAGCAGCUCCGAGCCGGGCGGGGCCGCCGCCGGCGGAGCCAGUGCGCAGGCGCGGCCGCUCGGGUCCCCGGAUGAAGGAGCUGAGGUUCGCACCCCGUCUGGGAGGUCGAGACGGGCUGAUGCUGGGGACUCGGCGCCAGCGUGGGAGCCCGAAAGUUCUUGGGGGAGGGAAGUUGUCAAACGGAGGCGGAGGGAAACGAGGCGGAGGCCGCCGAGAAGCGGGGAGCCCCGCCCCUCCGCCAUAGCGGCCUCGGGGUGCCGCCUCUUCCUCUCCAGUCUCCCGCCCUCCCCUGCCUUCCGGCCCUGCGGCCGGGCCUGGCCCCGCCGCCCCCCUCGGAAAUAGCCCCUGGCCCUUCGGGGAGAGGAGAUCCCCGAUGCCCGCCUGGGCUGUGUCUGAAAGAGCGGGCUAGACGCGGCUCGCGACGGCCAGCGCGGCCUCUGGCCUCGAGGACCCCUGUUACAGCGAUCUCCCCACCCCACCGAGGGUGGUAGUCUUCCCCCGGAGUCCAGGGCUCCAAGUCAGCAGGCUCCCCUGUAUCUCAGGCCCUCCCUGCCCUCAGCACACCCAGCAAGAGCUUGCGCCGUCGUCGGACAAGACCGGGCUGGGUUAGGGAGACCUGGGUUGUAAUCCUGUUGUAGGAAGAGCGCAUCCCCUUUGGCCGGUGUGAGGCCUGCUAGGAAGACCACGAGGUUUCAGAAUUUAAAAAUGAAAGAAAAUGACGUUCUCCUUAAAUAUAGACUUGAGUGUGCCGCUUGACCCCAGUGAGCCUCAGUUUCCACAUCUAUAAAAAUGGCGAUGGGCUACAAGUCUCCUGUGGUCGCUGGGGCUAGAGCUUGACUCUGGAGAGAGGAAGGAAGAAUGGCAGCCUGGUGAAGAGGCAGAGAAGCCUCAGGGAGCUCAGUCCUGGCAGCAACACCCCUGAAUUCCUGUGGUGAGAGGAUGUGGCCCCUGGACCCGUCCCGAAAAGAGGUGCUGAGGUUUGCGGUCAGCUGCCGGGUCCUGACGCUGGUGCUACAGGCUCUCUUCAAUGCCUUCAUCCCAGAUCACCACGCAGAAGCCUUCUCUCCUCCUCGCCUUGCCCCCUCGGGCUCUGUGGACCAACUCGUGGAAGGUCUUCUGGGUGGCCUGUCUCACUGGGAUGCUGAACACUUUCUCUUCAUUGCUGAGCAUGGCUACCUGUAUGAGCACAACUUUGCCUUCUUCCCUGGUUUCCCCCUGGCCCUGUUGGUGGGGACUGAAUUGCUGAGACCCCUGCGGGCGUUACUGAGCCUACGGAGUUGCCUGUUAAUCUCAGUAGCAUUGCUCAAUUCCUUGUUCUCUAUCCUGGCUGCACUUGCACUUCACGACCUGGGCUGUCUGGUUUUGCACUGUCCCCGCCAGGCCUUUUACGGAGCACUGCUUUUCUGCCUCAGCCCUGCCAAUGUCUUCCUGGCUGCUGGUUACUCAGAGGCUUUGUUUGCCCUCCUGACAUUCACCGCCAUGGGGCAGCUGGAAAGGGGCCGAAGCUGGACUAGUGGACUCCUCUUUGCCCUUGCUACUGGUGUACGCUCCAACGGGCUGGUGAGCAUUGGCUUCCUUGUGCAUUCUCAGUGCCAAGGCUUUUUCUCCUCUCUCCUGGUGCUGAAUCCUCUGAGACAGCUCUUGAAGCUGGUGGGCUCCGUGUUCCUGUCUGUGCUCACACUUGGGCUUCCCUUUGCCCUCUUUCAGUAUUAUGCCUACACCCAGUUCUGUCUGCCAGGCUCAGCCCACUCCAUCCCUGAGCCCUUGCUGCAGUUAGCUGUGGACAAGGGCUACCGGAUUGCAGAGGGAAAUGAACCACCGUGGUGCUCCUGGGAACUUCCUCUAAUAUACAGCUAUAUCCAGGAUAUCUACUGGAAUGUUGGCUUUUUGAGAUACUAUGAGCUUAAGCAGGUGCCCAAUUUUCUGCUGGCUGCACCAGUGGCUAUACUGGUUACCUGGGGAACGUGGACGUAUGUGACCACCCACCCUUGGCUCUGCCUUACACUUGGGAUGCGAAGGAACAAGAGCGAUGAGACUCGAGAGAAGCCUGAUCCGGGAUUCCUCAGUCCUCGGGUGUUUGUGUACCUGGUUCACGCUGCAGCACUGCUGCUAUUUGGCAGUUUGUGCAUGCACGUUCAGGUUCUCACCAGGUUUUUGGGUUCCUCCACUCCUAUUGUGUACUGGUUUCCAGCUUACUUGCUUCAGCAUCAAGAGCCACUGCUGAGAUCUCUAGAGACUGUGCCUUGGAAGCCUCUUGCAGAAGACUCCCCACCAGGACAAAAAGUCCCCAGAAAUUCUAUCAUCGGACUUUUGUACAACUGGAAAACCUGUUCUCGAGUCACACGAUGCAUUCUAGGCUACUUCCUGACUUACUGGCUCCUGGGACUACUCCUACAUUGCAACUUCCUGCCUUGGACAUGACCUGGAGUCUCAGGGGACAGACUUGAAGCCAACUUAACCAGGAAUCUGAAAGUACAAAUAUAUAAAAACACUGCCUGCA